UACCAAGAAGUUGAUUAAGAAGUCGGGCGAGCCUUUUCUUCAAUCCGUGGGGUUCUUCCGCGAUUGGGGACACUUGUACCGCCAACACAGUCGUCAGCCUGUUGGCUCGGGGGUGGGAUGGCUAGGUCCAUUGGAGUUUCCUUUUUUCCAUCCCGCUCCAAUCGCUACGAAAUUCCAGCGAUCAGAGAAAUUCGUGCUGCAACGGGAGAUGAAGAUACCAUUUCUCUUGACCCGGAAGAUCUCAAAGCUCAUGGCUAUUCUGAGUGGUCCUCAACCAAUAUUGACGGUCUGCCAGUAGCAGUGGCCUACCCAAAGUCUACCACGGAAGUUUCCCAAAUCGCAAAGAUCUGUUACAAGUACAAGGUCCCCAUUAUUCCGUUUUCUGGCGGCUCUUCUCUGGAGGGCAAUUUCUCUGCUCCAUAUGGAGGCGUCAGCGUUGAUUUCGCUUACAUGGACCAAAUCGUUCAACUCCACCAAGACGAUAUGGAUAUUGUCGUUCAACCUAGUGUUAGUUGGAUGGAACUGAACGAAGAGCUGGCAAGACGACAGAGCGGCUUGUUCUUCCCUGUCGACCCCGGACCAAGUGCCAAGAUUGGUGGAAUGGUGGGCACGAAUUGCUCUGGGACGAACGCGGUUCGCUAUGGAACGAUGAAAGAUUGGGUCAUCAACCUCACCGUGGUACUUGCCGACGGAACGGUCAUCAAAACCAAGCGUAGGCCAAGAAAAACCUCUGCGGGAUACAACCUCAACUCUCUUUUCGUCGGCUCGGAAGGCACCCUUGGCCUGGUCACAGAAAUCACACUAAAGCUUGCCGUGGUCCCGCAAGAAUAUUCUGUGGCAGUCGUCACCUUCCCAUCGAUUCGUGAUGCCGCGUCAGCAGCAGCGGGUGUCAUGCGCGCGGGGGUCCAAGUCGCAGCGAUGGAAAUCAUGGACGAGAUCCAAAUGCGAGUUGUGAACCUCUCUGGCGCCACUCCGUUCCGCAAGUGGAAAGAAUCACCUACACUCUUCUUCAAAUUCAGCGGCACCAAAGCAUCGGUUAAGGAAAACAUUGCGAUGGUGUCUGCUAUUGCGAAGGCUCAUCGAGGAGGCAAUUUCGAGUUCGCGAAGGAUGAAAAAGAACAAAAGUUAUUGUGGAGUGCGAGAAAAGAGAGUUUGUGGAGCAUGAUGAGUAUGCGCAAGGAAGGCAACGAGGUUUGGAGCACGGAUGUUGCGGUUCCUUUCAGUCGUUUGGCAGAUAUCAUUGAAAUAAGUAAAAAGGAGAUGGACGACCUGGGACUGUUUGCAAGUAUAUUGGGUCAUAUUGGAGAUGGCAACUUCCAUGAGAGUAUUCUUUAUGACAGGAACGUGGUGGGAGAAAGGGAGAAGGUGGAGGCAUGUGUGAAGAAUAUGGUGACAAGAGCGUUAGAGAUGGAGGGGACUUGCACGGGCGAGCAUGGUAUUGGCAUUGGGAAGAAGGAGGCAUUGUUGAUUGAAGUAGGACCUGAUACUCUUGGUGUCAUGAAGUCCAUCAAGCAGGCCCUCGAUCCACUUUGGAUUAUGAACCCUGGGAAGAUUAUGGAUGUUCCCUCGCGAAUCUGACUUUCUUUUUGGAGAUCAAUAUCCUGAUGGAAAGGCGGGAUUCGAGAGGAAGUAAUAUUUCUUAACUGCCUGGCGAUUUGGUUCUGCAUCUUCUUUUCGGGUAUAAACGGAGGAUGGGGAGGCUGCACAUUUGGGAGGCCCAUUCGAUUUUCGUUUCGGGGAUCGCAUAGAUUCAUCCUCCUCGCGGUUGAUAGCAUUUUGGUAGGAAGCAUCCAGGGGUUAGCAUUAACGAAGACAC
This is a messenger RNA of Hyaloscypha bicolor E, 1816 nucleotides long. Its product is annotated as putative D-lactate protein. Gene Ontology annotation, biological process: lactate catabolic process. Lineage: Eukaryota; Fungi; Ascomycota; Leotiomycetes; Helotiales; Hyaloscyphaceae. Gene Ontology annotation, cellular component: mitochondrion. The record is from RefSeq and is a predicted model, not a curated record. Bases 118 to 1578 code for a protein of 486 amino acids. Gene Ontology annotation, molecular function: D-lactate dehydrogenase (cytochrome) activity; D-lactate dehydrogenase (NAD+) activity; FAD binding. The transcript has 3 exons.